This is a messenger RNA of Hibiscus syriacus, 1597 nucleotides long. RefSeq lists its product as uncharacterized. The transcript has 3 exons. Gene Ontology annotation, molecular function: ubiquitin-protein transferase activity. Gene Ontology annotation, cellular component: CCR4-NOT complex. The record is from RefSeq and is a predicted model, not a curated record. Bases 171 to 1220 code for a protein of 349 amino acids. Lineage: Eukaryota; Viridiplantae; Streptophyta; Magnoliopsida; Malvales; Malvaceae. Gene Ontology annotation, biological process: protein ubiquitination.
UUAUCCUUAUUUAUUUAUUUUUUUCUCUCCCAAAAUUAAAGCCAAACGAACUUGAACAAAAUAGAAGAUAAAAAGAGAGAGAGAGAGAGAGAGAGAGAAGAAAAUUAGGGUUCUUAAUCACCCAAUUGUUUUCAGAAAAAUCUGUCCUUGUUUUUUUUUCAUCGGAAGCUAUGGAAUCUGAUUCGAUCAGCAACGCUUCUCCUCUUUCAGCAUCUAACUGCAAAGAUAUCUCCAGGAAGAAGAGAAGGUCUGCAAAAUUGAAGCAGUGCAAACUCGAUGCUCGCCGAGAGCAAUGGCUUUCUCAAAGUGCGGUGAAGAACAAGGUUUGUUGCAAGGAGGGGACCAAGGAUGUGGAUUCGAAGCGAACCCCGCCGGGUGAAAGAGACCGUUCCUUGGAGAAUUUUGAGAUGAGGAGAGCUGCUGAGGCUAACGGAGAGGGAGAAAAUGUAUCUGUUCAACACGAGAGUGAUUCUGAGUCUUCACCUCUGAAUAGCCACACGAGCAGCGGCCUGCUGGGGGGAAUGGAUUCUGGGACAAGCUUCGCCAAUAGCAGCAGCGGUAGCAGCACGAGUAGUGGCGGAUGCUGUUCCGGUAAUGUCACGGAAGAAGAAGAAGGCGACGAUGGGUGCUUGGAUGAUUGGGAGGCCGUUGCUGAUGCAUUGGCUGCGGAUGAUGACAAGCAGGAAACGGAUCCCAGCGAGAAUAACAAUGAAAACCUUUGUUUAGGAUCGACCCCUGGACAUGAGCCAAAUCCCCAGUUUGGCUCGGAAGGGGAAGGAUCAGAUUUGAGAGGCUCCAAACCUGAGUGUCCAAGAAUGGUGCAGAGGGCAGAAGGGAGUACCAGGGCAUGGAGGGCAGAUGAUACUUAUCGUCCGCAUACUCUUCCUAAUUUGUCAAAGCAACGGAGUUUUCCAGCUACUGACUGGCGUUUUGGUCAAGGAAGGGUACCAUGGGUGCGAAGCAGUGCAAUUUCAGUGCCAUCAUCAUGUCCAAUAUGCUAUGAGGAUUUGGAUCUAACGGACUCAAGUUUUAUGCCCUGUUCGUGUGGUUUCCGGCUCUGUCUCUUCUGCCACAAGAGAAUUCUUGAGGAAGAUGGACGUUGUCCUGGUUGCAGGAAGCCAUAUGAGCGUGAUCCUGUGGAGGCUGAAGCUAGUGUUCAAGGAGGCAGUCUGACAUUUAGGAUGUUGGCUCGUUCUUGUAGCAUGGUUGCAAGGUCUUAGAAGCAGUCUCUGUUUUUCAUGAAUUAUGUAUGUUGGAUUACUCUUUUCUUUGCUCCCACUUUAUUGUGUGUUUUGUUAGUAGUAGACUCUGGGUUCCGUAGAUUUAGUUGUGAGUAUAAUAGCAUUAUCUCUUUUGGCAGCCGGGACUUGAGCUAUGUUUCUUUGAGUUUGGUUCUUAUCUGUUUGGUGCAUGAGUUGAUGUAGAGUACUCAUCUUGGCAUGUGAAUAGAUAAGGUGGUAUAGAAAUUCAAUACAUAAAGAGUAUCAUAAUAAAUUAUGUGCCUCACAGUGUAUCCAAACUUCUAUAUUGAAGUUCUGAAUUUCAUUUGAUUAUGCUUUUAAUAUCUAGUAAAUAUGAGUAUUCUGUUUUGUUGGUA